Messenger RNA from Penicillium roqueforti, 1881 nucleotides. Its product is annotated as CAZyme family CE4. Gene Ontology annotation, molecular function: hydrolase activity, acting on carbon-nitrogen (but not peptide) bonds. The transcript has 3 exons. NCBI's taxonomy places the organism in Eukaryota, Fungi, Ascomycota, Eurotiomycetes, Eurotiales, Aspergillaceae. The record is from RefSeq and is a predicted model, not a curated record. Gene Ontology annotation, biological process: carbohydrate metabolic process. The coding region runs from base 1 to 1881 and encodes 626 amino acids.
AUGACUUCCAGGAAACCAAAAGUCCAAAUUCUACUCUCCGUGGAUUUCGAUGCCGUCUCGGGCUUCCUAGGGACUGGUGCUUCGGCUACAACCAAUCUGGCCGAUUAUAGCAGUGGCUUUUUCGCAGCUCAAGUCGGAGUGCCACGCUUAUUGCGUCUCUUUAAGAAACAUGGAAUUAGUUCCUCGGUGACUUGGUUUGUCCCCGGUCAUUCAAUGGAAUCAUUCCCAGCAGAGACCAAAGCAAUUGUUCAAUCGGGCGCUGAAAUCGGUUGCCAUGGAUAUGCGCACGAGGGCUCCAGUCAAAUGACUGAGUCACAGGAGAGAGAGGUCAUCGCCAAAUGUGUGCAGCUGGCAACCGACUUGACUGGAAAGCAACCUCGAGGAUGGAGAGCACCAUUAUAUCAGUUGCGAACACACACCAUUCAAGUUCUAGAAGAGUUUGGAUUUUUAUACGAUUCAUCCCUCACGCAUCAUGAUUCGGCGUUGUACUUUGUCCCUCGAAUGUCAGAGCCCAAGGCCAUUGACUUCUCGCCUUCCAAGUCUGCUUCUACUUGGAUGAAGCCCCUCCCCGCUCCUGCAGCCAGAACUCCGCGGAGUUUGGUUGAAAUUCCGUGCAAUUGGUAUAUGGAGGACAUGACUCCAAUGCAGUUUCUUCCAGCGGCCGAAAACUCGCACGGGUUCGUUAGUCCGAUCACCAUUGAGCAAAAUUGGAAGUCGCGGUUUGAGUUCCUUUACAGUGAGGCUCUCGAAAAAUCAAUCGAGGAAGAUUCCGAGCAAGGCUUUGUUUUUCCUUUGGUGCUGCACCCAGAUACUAGUGGAAUGGCUCAUGUGGUUGGGAUGAUUGAUCGAAUGAUUUCGUGGCUCAAACAGCGGGAGGUUGAAUUUGUGACAUUUGGCGAUGCAAUCGGCCUGCGUUAUAAAUCAGAGACUCUGAGGGACCUUCGUCAACGUCUCUCGUCAGAGGGAAGCUUGACAUGCUCCAUGGACCCCGAAGUACUGGUUAUCAUGAUCAUGCUAUGUCUUUACGAGAUAGUCGACAAGUGUGAUCAACAAUGGAUCAUCCAUCUCAAAGGCGCCAACGACUUAAUCCAAUUGCGAAGAAAACAGCAAAUGACAUUAUUGCAGUCAACAGCCCCAUCGGAUCCUGUGACGAGCUUUGCAGAGCAAUUUUUUGCCUUCCAGGAUGUCAUGGGCCGAACCGCCUGUGCCAAAGAGGUCUUGUUUGGUACCGACUACUGGAAACCGGACGAACACAACAUCGAUCUUUGGAUGGGAUGCAGCCCUGAAUUGGUGUCAAUCCUCGCCAAAAUCACAGAUAUGAGUCGAACAAGGAGACAACAUACGUCUGAUGCGGACAAGGCGUCGUUCUCACUACGUGCAGCCUCCCUUGAACGCCAACUAGAGAACUUAGUCCAAGAGAUGGGGAAGGCUGACGAAAUUCUUGGACUGGUUGCAGAUGCUAAGCGGCUGGCUGCAAUGCUUUACUUACAUUGCUCUCUGUACGGGGCUGGUCCCGCCACACCUUUGGUGAAGACUUAUGUGCGCCAGAUUCUGCGACUCAUAUCGGACCUCCUUGGCCGUAAAUCGCUAGUCAAUGUGACAUGGCCAGUCUUUGUGGCAGCCGUGGAGCUUGAUCCAUCUGACGAUGAGCUCUUCCCGGAAUCGGAAAUGGAAUCAAAGUCGGGACGAGCGAUUGUGCUACGUUCCCUGGCAACAAUGGCCGAUUCAACGAUCUCGAACAUUGCUAGAACACGGGCAGUGAUCACUAAGCUAUGGCAGACACGCGAUUCGGAUUUGAUCAAGGGGAGCGUUCUGCAAAAUCAAUGCAAUGAUUGGGAAUGGCAUGUGGUGCCAAUCAGCAAUGCCAUGAGUCUGGCGUGA